Molecule: messenger RNA, 3745 nt
Organism: Xyrichtys novacula (pearly razorfish)
Lineage: Eukaryota; Metazoa; Chordata; Actinopteri; Labriformes; Labridae
Source: the annotation of a GenBank genome assembly
AUGUCUAAAGGACCAGCCGUAGGCAUUGAUUUGGGCACCACAUAUUCCUGUGUUGGAAUCUUCCAGCAUGGCAAAGUUGAAAUCAUUGCCAAUGACCAAGGAAACAGGACCACACCCAGCUAUGUGGCCUUCACAGACACUGAGAGACUGAUUGGAGAUGCUGCCAAGAACCAGGUUGCCAUGAACCCAUCUAACACUGUCUUUGGUAAGAGCUGCAACAUGCAGAAACCAGUUGACUUAAAUAUCAGUGAUCAUAGUGAUCAUGUGUUAUUCUCCACUCAUUGUAGUUUUAUUUUUCUAUUUUUGGAAAGGAUUAUUCUCAACACGUUAUUUAUCAACACACUGUGAAUAUAUGGUUAAAACCGACCCUUUAUUCCUUUUUCAUCUUAUUCAGAUGCUAAGCGCCUGAUCGGUCGAAAGUUUGAUGACCCUGUGGUGCAGUCAGACAUGAAGCACUGGCCCUUUAAGAUUGUGAAUGACGCAUCCAAACCCAAAAUGGAGGUUGAAUACAAGGGAGAAAUAAGGACCUUCUAUCCUGAGGAAAUUUCCUCAAUGGUCCUCACCAAGAUGAAAGAGAUCUCUGAGGCUUAUCUAGGCAAGGUAGAUGCCAAAAACUCUAUAAUGCUAUGUUUGUAAUAGCAAGUGGAGGUUUGCUUUUAUACACAAAAAAGUAAAGCAGUGAGAAGCUCUCAUACCUGCAAUAUUUCACAAAACCUUAUCUCAAAGUUGGAGCAAGCACUUCCUUGACGUUACCUUAUGACCCUGCUCUAUGUUAUGCAAUGCCUUGACAGAUUUCAAAAGCCUAUUUGUUUGAACUCACGAAUGACUUUAAUGACCCCAUGUCUAACUGUCUUUACAGUCUGUGACCAAUGCAGUUGUUACAGUUCCUGCUUACUUCAAUGACUCCCAGCGUCAAGCUACCAAGGAUGCAGGAACAAUUUCAGGGCUUAAUGUGCUGCGUAUCAUCAAUGAGCCCACGGCUGCAGCCAUCGCUUAUGGCCUGGACAAAAAGGUUACUGUCAAGUUAAACCAAAUAGAUUAAAUGAAGCAUCAUACAUGCAUAUGGAGAAAAAAAAGAAUCAUGUUUCUGAAAGCAAUCCUAACAUUUUCUUUAAGGUUGGAGGUGAGCGUAAUGUUUUAAUCUUUGACCUUGGAGGCGGUACUUUUGAUGUGUCAAUCCUGACCAUUGAAGAUGGCAUCUUUGAGGUCAAGUCCACAGCCGGGGACACUCACUUGGGUGGGGAAGACUUCGACAAUCGCAUGGUCAACCAUUUCAUAGCUGAGUUCAAGCGCAAGUUCAAAAAGGAAAUCAUCAACAACAAGCGAGCUGUUCGUCGUCUGCGCACAGCCUGUGAGCGUGCAAAGCGCACCCUCUCCAGCAGCACCCAGGCCAGUAUUGAGAUCGAUUCACUGUAUGAGGGAACAGAUUUCUAUACCUCCAUCACUAGGGCUCGUUUUGAGGAGCUUAAUGCAGACCUCUUCCGUGGAACUCUUGAGCCUGUGGAGAAAGCCCUGAGAGACGCUAAGAUGGACAAGGCCCAGAUCCAUGAUAUUGUCCUGGUGGGUGGCUCCACACGUAUCCCCAAGAUUCAAAAACUGCUUCAAGACUUCUUCAAUGGCCGUGAUCUUAACAAGAGCAUCAACCCUGAUGAGGCUGUGGCCUAUGGUGCAGGUAAAAAAAUCAACCAUUUAGGUUCACACCUAUUUUCUAGUCAUACUAUUAGUGUAAAAAAGCUUUUCUUCAUAAUCUGGUCUACAUAAAUGCUGUAUUAUUAUCAUGGUUUUAUUUAAACCAACUCAAACUCUUCACAGCUGUGCAAGCAGCCAUCUUGGCAGGUGAUAAGUCUGAGAAUGUACAGGACCUGCUCCUGCUGGAUGUCACGCCCCUCUCCCUGGGAAUCGAGACUGCUGGAGGAGUUAUGACUGUCCUUAUCAAAAGGAACACUACCAUCCCAACCAAGCAAACUCAGACCUUUACCACUUAUUCAGACAACCAGCCCGGUGUGCUCAUUCAGGUAAAUCUCUGAGCAAAAUUCCUGACAAAUUGAAAUCCACUCCCUGAGACCAUUUCAAUUAGACCUGGAUGAAUACACUCACACAUCACAAACUGAUUUGCCUAACUGUUUUCAGGUGUAUGAAGGUGAAAGAGCCAUGACCAAGGACAAUAAUAUCCUGGGCAAGUUUGAGCUGACCGGUAUCCCACCAGCUCCCAGAGGGGUCCCUCAGAUCGAGGUGACCUUUGACAUUGAUGCCAAUGGCAUUCUCAAUGUGUCCGCGGUAGACAAAAGCACUGGAAAAGAAAACAAGAUCACCAUCACCAAUGACAAAGGUAUUUUACAAUUUUAUCAGGAGGUUUUAGAAAACCAAGACAGGAACAAGUCAGGGAAUCAUUUAACUAUUAUUUAGAAUCAAGAGGCAGCAACCCACAUCCUGGCUUAGACUUUGACUACAUGAAUAUCUAGAUAAGUCACACAGGAUGUUAAAACCAACAUGUGCUGUUACUUGUGUUAGAACAGAUCACAAUCUUUUAGCAACUUCACAUGUGAUAAUGGGGGAAAGGGAGCUAAUGCCUGCAGCAUCUGCAUUUUAGGGAAGAUAUCUAUAGACAUAAAUCAGUAGAGGGCAAAUAAUCUUGAUGCAAAUGUUAGUGUAUUCAGGGGUUACUAUGAGGUCAAUGCAAAGCUGACUGUCUCUCUAUUUACAACCAGAGAUCAUUCCCACGCCUUUGUAAUGAUUAAACAGAGUUACUGAGAUUUAUGCUUUAUUCUACACAGGACGACUCAGCAAAGAGGACAUUGAGAACAUGGUGAGGGAGGCAGAGCAGUUCAGGACUGAGGAUGAGGCAAUGAGAGAGAAGGUCACAGCCAAGAACUCCCUUGAGUCUUUGGCCUUCAACAUGAAGAGCACUGUGGAAGAUGAGAAGCUCCAAGACAAGCUCAGCCCUGAGGACAAAAAGGCCAUUGUAGAUAAGUGCAACGAAGUCAUUUCCUGGCUGGACAAGAACCAGGUAAGAAUUCUCCAUCUGCACUAUAAGUGAUGGAGGUUCUGCUCUGACUCGUGGGGAGAGCAGUUAAGAAGAUUGAUGUGUGAAUAAUGGGUUAUUGUUGAUAUAGAUUCCUGUCAAAAUGAUGACUGCCCUGUUCCUUUUGUUAACCAGACGGCAGAGAAGGAAGAGUAUGAUCAUCAGCAGAAGGAACUAGAAAAGGUGUGCAACCCCAUCAUCUCCAAGCUUUACCAAGGGGGGAUGCCAGAUGGGAUGCCUGGAGGGAUGCCAGGGGGAAUGCCUGGUGGCUUUCCUGGGGGAGCUGGAGGUGGAUCGUCUGCUGGCCCAACAAUCGAAGAAGUUGACUAAAACCUAGACUGGCAGCAGACCCCAACGACGACUUAUGUUAAAAAACUUAACCAGAAUACCCAUCCAAAAACCAUUACCUUGCCUUUUUCAGUAAAAAGUAAGAGCAAGUAAACACUUUUAUUUAUUCAAGAUUUGUUAAUCCAGGUCAAAACUCUCUGAGAUCAAAAAUAUCUUCUUCACAAUGAGCGUUUACUCUUGGUUUAACAGGAAAGUAAACCACACAUUUUGUAGUAUAUCUAAAAGGGAUGAUAAGACACACUUUCAGCAAAUAAAAAUGCUUGUUUAAAAAACGGACCACCCCUCAUUUAAAAUAUCAACGUCUGACAAAUGAAAGAGUGUGUUUGUUGUCUUUUAAAUUUCAAUAAAGCUUACCGAUGGGAUUCUAAUCCUUGA